Paralichthys olivaceus (Japanese flounder) is the source of this 2453-nucleotide messenger RNA. RefSeq lists its product as uncharacterized. Lineage: Eukaryota; Metazoa; Chordata; Actinopteri; Pleuronectiformes; Paralichthyidae. The record is from RefSeq and is a predicted model, not a curated record.
GGGAUGGAAGCAGAUGGAUGAGUGACUGUGAGAGGAAAAGGAAACACAAAGAUGGAAGGUGAAGCAUGAAUUUGCAGCCUGACACCCUUUCGCUCUCUCUGGAGUAAGGACCGCGCGUGCGUCUGUGCACCCGCGUGCCAUGCGGCCCCACCCCUGCUCCUCUUCUGCCCGACUCCCUCAGGAUAUUUUUAGCGCUGCUGCUGAUGAGCUCUGUCAAAUCACGUAACGGAAACAAGCUCAGAGCUGAGCGGCGGAGCUGCUGUGGACAGUCCGGUUUUUACGGAGAUCUGCAGGGGGAGGUGAGAUGAGAUUAGAAAUAAACUUGGUGUUCGUCGUGUUGGUGCUGCUGCUUACCGGCUCAUCGCAGACAAGAGGUGAGGGCAGUGCUUUGCCCCCUGUCUUCCCCCAGAGUCAUACUGACACAUCAGCAUCUCCUGACCGUGUGACAGGGGAUCCUGGGAAUGAGGCCCUGCAGUGGACACGUGAUCCUGCAGGAAAGAAUGAAACCUCUCCUGAAACCAUCACCAGGAUGGAAGGAACAGUCAGUUCAAACAAUGUCACUGAUGCAGCAAUUACAACCCACUUGUUGAGCACCAGCUCUGCAGCUGCAACAUCUGCACACACGGAUGCAGCAGUGGUCAUGAAGGCUCACACGGGUGCUGCCUCUUCUCCAGCUGGCGCCCACGGCCUUUCAUCCACACCUACGCCGCAGAACACCACCCUUCUGCAUCACGUCUCAACCACUGAGGGCAGGACGCUCCCGGCCACAGAUCCCACAGCCACCUUUUCAUCUCAGCCAGCCCACACAGUGCAGAGUAUGAGCUCCAGAGCCCACGCCGCCCGCACCCAAUCACAGUCCACCCCAGCUCCAGUCCCUGUGGGGCCAAAACACCAGGAGGCCCCAUCUGAACUUAAUGUUGGAGAUGAAGACCUGAAGGGGCCCCGGUACCACCCAAGCUCCCCUUUAGACCCCCUGCUGGCUGGUCUGCUGUCAGUGUUCAUCGUCACCACUGCCAUUGUCUUUGUCGUCCUCUUCCUGAAGCUCCGCCAGCGGACAAACCACCCCGAGUUUCAUCGGCUGCAGGAUCUCCCCAUGGAUGAUUUGAUGGAGGACACACCGCUCUCCAGAUACACUUACUGAUGGACGCGUCCUGUCUGUCAGAGGUAACAGAAGCUAAGCGGACACCAAAGGAAGAAAGUGUGGACACGAGUAAAGCCUUUACCUGAUGCAGCUGCAUCACUGCUGAUGAGUGUGAUGAAAAUGUUUAUCUGAUGCUACGUAAGAACGAUUGUUUUACUCAUUUAAAGUUUGUGUAUAACUUCAACUCUUUUUCCACAUUCCCUCUAAAGUAAAGGAGAUCUUAAGUCAGUGGGAAACUUAUGUUUUCUGUGUAUCCCUGACUUGACUUUCCCAAUGUAAGCACAGCACUUUAAUGUGGCACCAAUGGUCACACUGCACUCUAGGGGACAUAUGAGGUUAUGUGGAUCAAGGUUGCAUAUGGUCCCUCAUUGUAAAUGAACUGACAACCUCAGGUUAUGAAGGGAGACAUUAGAGAGUAAUGGGUGAAGACAGAUUGACGAUAUAAAGUGCCCCCAAAUGAUUAAGGAACAUGAAUUAUGAUCUUUUAGGUGACCAAAUAUUAGUGAAGUGCACUUUCACACCAUAUUGCCAAGUCACACGUGUUGUCUUAAAGCCACAGUGUUGCUGCACAAUAAAUGAAAAAAAGCAAGUGAUAUACAAUUAAAAAGCCAUAUAGCUGGAAAAACAGAUAAGUUAUAGACAAGUAAUAGAUUAUUUAACUUUUUUCAUGUACUAACCAAAUGAUGUGGCAAAUAUGUCUGGUUCUUAUUGCAGCCUUUCAUGUCUAGUUAUGUGUUAUUGAACUUGAAUUCAGUUAUUCUGCUUUUAUUGAUGAAUAUUUAAUCCACCAGUGCACACUCAGAACACCCUGCUACACUAGAUAACCACUUAAAUAUCAAAUGUAAAAGACAAACUACUUUAAUUAAAUGUGUUCAUAUUUACAGAGGAUCUAUUAGGUCAAGCACACAUUUUUGCUUCAGUCAAGCUGCAUCAGGGACGUUUUAUUUUGUUACCUGUAUCUGUAUUAGUUGGAAUAUUGUGCAGAUGUGCUUGACCUUAAAUGAUGUAUUAGAGAUGUAAAAUUAGUGUUACUAUUAAGUGCCAUUAGUGAUGUAUAAAUAUGGAAAUGAAAGUUAGACUGAAGAGUUUAUUGAUAUUUGUCCUGUUUGAUAAUAAAAUAGAAACCACUGUACAGUUGCACAUCUACAGAGUGGGGUGUUGUUUUCUAAAAGCAAUGAGCUUUAAGCCUUACAGUCCGUGUGUCAUUGUUGAUGUAUGUUUCUUUUGUCAGUGAAUCUGCCUCAACAAGUCAUGUUGAAUUUGAACAAAUUCUCAGCUUAAGUAAAUAAAGUGACUCCCUUAAACAGGAUUU